CCGUAGAAGAAGAAGAAGCGGCCGUUGACGAGGUUCCUGUCACAGCGCAAAUGCGCAUCCAGCAGCCCGGAGCCGCGGAGCGAACGAACGGCUACAGCCUGGGAAACGACACUUUAGCCCGGAAAAGAAAACAGCGCGUCAGGGCGAAGAACGAAACCGAGGGCAAAGUCUGUGGCACGGCAGAGAACAUGGCGGGCGAACGCCGCAGUGGCAACCUGCUGGUCCAGCUCGGUCCGAAGCUGCAGGCGUAUCCUGAGGAGUUGAUCCGCCAGCGCCGCACCCACGACGGCCUGAUGGAGUAUCUGAUCCGCUGGUGCCUAGUCACCAUCGAUGAUGGCUCCAGCUCUGGAGGUGGGGCCGGUGAAGUGGGCGGGGCAGUCAGCGGCAGCGCUGGAGUGGGCGGGUCUGGCAGCUCCACCUCAGAAGCCAAAACGGAGAACAUCCUUAUGUGGAUGUCGACGGAGGACGUGUAUGCAAACUGUCCCACACUGCUGGGCAAAAGAAAGACGGAUGCACAGCGCCCCCUGCAGCCACAGGAGAAGCAGCAGGGCGGCGAGUCGGCAGAAGGAGGCCAGAGGAGCGGCGGUGACGAGUUCCCCACCGACGUCACCUUUGACGAGGUGGAGCUGUCGGACAUGAAGGAGGACGUGAAGAACCUGGUGCGGCGAGCGCGAAAGCAAAUGGCCAAGAAGAGCGACUUCUCCAUCAGUAUCACGCACACCAUCCACGUGCUGAGCGCCUACGCCAGCAUCGGCUCGCUGGUCGGCGUCUUUAAGGAGACGGGUGCACUCAACCUGCUGAUGGAGCUGCUGUGCAACAAGGAGACGCAGACGAGACGCAGUGCCGGGAAAAUGCUGCGCGCACUGGCCUCACAUGACGCAGGAAGCCGCGCCUACGUCCUUCUGUCCCUCAGUCAGCAGGACGGCAUCGAGCAGCACAUGGACUUUGACAACCGCUACACUCUGCUGGAGCUGUUUGCCGAGACCACGUCGUCCGAGGAGCACGGCAUCUCCUUUGAGGGCAUCCACCUGCCACAGAUUCCAGGAAAGCUGCUCUUCUCUCUGGUGAAGCGUUACCUGUGCGUCACGUCCCUGAUGGACAAACUCAACACGGGGGGGGCGGAGUUAAGCUCUGACAGACAGGACGGCAGCCCCUGCCCCACCUCCUCUGCCAACUCCGUCCACCAGGCAGAGCAUCUGCGUGUCCAGCGGGAGUUCGACUUCACCAUGGCGAUGGCCAACCUGAUCUCCGAGCUGGUUCGAGUGAUGGGCUGGGACCGCAACCGCCAGUCCCCCGAUAGCUCCGCCUACCGCCUGGGAGGGGGAGGGGCCUGUGCGGAGGAGCAGGUGGAAGAAGGGGCACGCCCCGUCCUCAGGUCCAUCUUCCAGCCUCGGUUUUGCGCCUCCUCCGUCGUCGUCCCCGUGACCUCUGCUGCUGCUGCCACUGCAGCGCCUGCCGCCUCUCCACCGAAGAAGAAGAUGGGAAAUGGGUUCAAAACUCGCCCAGACUUCAGCAGUCGCCCCGCCUAUGUGGAAUACAUCCAGGACAACCUGAAGUGCGGCAUGAUGGUCCGUAUGCUGGAGGACUAUGAGGAGGUGAGCGCAGGGGACACGGGAGAGUUUCGCUACAGCAACGAUGGAUCGCCACCGGUUCAG
This is a messenger RNA of Solea senegalensis (Senegalese sole), 1655 nucleotides long. RefSeq names its product cullin-9-like. NCBI's taxonomy places the organism in Eukaryota, Metazoa, Chordata, Actinopteri, Pleuronectiformes, Soleidae. The transcript has 4 exons. The record is from RefSeq and is a predicted model, not a curated record. The annotation marks the transcript as partial.